Messenger RNA from Sodiomyces alkalinus F11, 3330 nucleotides. Its product is annotated as integral membrane protein. The transcript has 2 exons. Gene Ontology annotation, biological process: transmembrane transport. Bases 1 to 3330 code for a protein of 1109 amino acids. NCBI's taxonomy places the organism in Eukaryota, Fungi, Ascomycota, Sordariomycetes, Glomerellales, Plectosphaerellaceae. The record is from RefSeq and is a predicted model, not a curated record.
AUGACCUCUAACCGUCCCCAUUUAUUCUCACGGCUGUCGUCUCCCGCUUUCGCUGCUUGGCUCAUCCUCGUCAUCGCCUGCUUCUACUACCAGCCCGCCGCCGCCGUCCGGAUACCGUUCGACAACUGCCUUCCCGACUCAUACAGACUGAACGAGCCCUUACCCCUGCAGUGGGAACCUUUGUAUGCCGAUGCUCAUUUCGACACGGAAACGGGCAACCACAAUCUCCAAGUCAUCUUCUGGGGAAACGUAUCUGGUUCCCAUUUCGACGUCACGCUGCCCCCGCCAGGCGACCCCCACUGGAAUGACCCGGAAGAGCACGAUGGCAAGAUCGUCCGCAUCCCCCAGGUGCAAGACCCGAGCGUCACUACUCUCGUCACCAAUGUCAACGUCCUCACCUACCGGGACUAUAGGGAUCAUGCCGAUUUUUGCCGCAACAAACUCGUCAACGCCUCGUGUCCCGUGGCUCCUGUCUUUGACCCUAAUGUUCCGUUCCAUGAACUGCCCUCCUUCAACAUGAGCCACGACUUUCUCUCCUCUUACGCCUUCACAUCGUUUUCCGUCACCUUUCUAGUAAUCUUCGGCGAUUCCCGCGCCACCAAUAUCGGAUGUGCUUCUUCUACCGUCACCCCAGAUCUCGGCGACUUGGCCGGCCUGGUUCGAUGGCUUCCCCUCGUUAUCCUGGGCCUCGUCGGCUUUGCCACGGUCUUUGCCGGUAUAUACAGCCCAUGGGGCACUACCGACAUAUUCCGCUGGACCUCCAAUUUUGGUCGCGAUGAAGACUUGCUGCGUCUUGUGACGCCCGGCUUCGGUGACUGCUUGCAGUACAUACAGUUUGUGGCGCUGACCGGCGCACUGACCCUACACUACCCCGGGUUUUACCAACCCAUUGUCAGCCAGGUUGGCUGGUCUGCUCUCAUGUUUAAUGAGAGCAUUGUGAGCCACACCCCCGGGUGGCAGGCCGUCCAAGACGGCAUCUACGUGACCGAUGGCAUCUAUGGGCUGCAGCGCUACGCCCAGCUCGUCGGCAUGGCCGACGUAGGGGACAUAUGGGCGGGCAUGAUGGUUUGGCUUCUCGUUAUCAUCGGCGCCGUUCUCGUGCUCACCCAAUUGGGGUUUCUUCUCCGCUGGCUAUAUCGACAGAUCAGCAGCACCGCCGAAGAAGAUCUCCGCGCCAAGAACAUGCCUUUCUCCGUGGGUAAUAUCGUGCGAAUUGUCUUCAACUACCUCCUCCUCCCCAUUGUAGCCCUCUCCACUUUCCAGUUUGUUGUGGCUGGCGACUCGCCCGCCUUCGCCGUUGGCCUGGCCGCUGUCACGCUGGCUAUCUUCAUCGGCUUUGCGGGGUGGCUUCUCUAUCUGAUCAUUAGGACGAGGCCGAGAGCCGUUAUCUUCGACGACUUGCCGACUGUGCUACUCUACGGCCCCUUGUACAACACCUACUCGGACGAAGCGGCGGCCUUCGCCUUAGUUCCCCUUCUUCUAACCUUUGUCCGAGGCAUCGCCAUUGGCGCCGUCCAGCCGGUUGGCAUUGCACAGAUUGUCCUGCUAGCUAUCUGCGAGAUCAUUCAUGUUCUGGCGCUGCAUGCGAUUCGUCCGUUCCACUCUCCCACGUCCAUGAACGCGUAUCAUACCCUCUUCUGUGCUGUACGGUUCAUCACCGUCAUGCUCAUGGUCGCCUUCAUCCCGGAUUUGGGCGUCACCGAAGGCACGAAAGGUUGGGUUGGGUACACCAUCUUGGUCAUCCAUGCAGGCGUCCUGGUCUUGGGGUUCUUCCUGAAUGCCUUGCAGAGAAUUGUAGAGGUGGCAGCGCGACUUCUCGGGGCCGGGGGCGAGGACGGUCUCGCUCGGGGAGGGCUGGCCAGGAUCUUCGGGAUGCGCCAGUUACAACGACGCAUGUCACGGCGGAAUGGCCCCUCACGUCAAAGUCAACUCUCAAGCACCGCCAUGCUGGGCGCCGACGAUGCGUCGAAGUCCGGGUACGCUAUGCCCGGCGGGCGAGUCCGGAGCGAGUCUGCGGGCAGCGGGUUUCUAUUAAAACACCACCAGAGGAAUUCGUCUGCUCUCGAUAGCAUUGACGCUGGCUCUGCGAUGCCCAGAGGCUUGGACAGCGGCAGCAUGUUCACCCCGACCACGCCCGCCCAGGCUAGCACAUUUUCUUUCUUGCCGUCGCCGGGAGGUGCUACUCGUCCUCAGCCGGCGGUCAUUACGAUGGAAACGGCUGAUCCUUACUACCGGCCGCCGCGCCGCCGAGGGGACACCCUUACCGGGUCUCUCAUGUCUGACAGACGCCCAGUCUCCACCAGCGAUUCUCGACGGUACAGUCAGCCCGGUCCGGUCCGUGCGGAUAGUCCCGACGCCGAAGGACCGCAGAUUGAGAGAGGGUCCACGCCCGCCCCCAUUCCCAUCCAUCUAGUGCCUCGGGCGGACUAUUCGACUCGUGAAGUCGAUUUCUAUUACGGGGUCCGAGGUCCGGCGUUGAACUCGGAAGGUCCAGGUCGCAAGCUUGGCACGGGCCCGGCGGAUCCGACAGGCCCUAUGGCGUCGGCCGCUGGCUGGUUCAGGAAUAUGUUCAUCGGCAAGAGCAAGGAGAAGGGCAAAGGCUUCGAGGUGGUACGGAGUGCGAGAAUGCCGCCAGCCAUGCGUACGGCGGGCGGUGGCUUUGGUCACGAGACACCUCCCGAGGGCAUACAUGUCGCCAUGGGUGUCUUGAGAAAUGGACCCAUCGACUCGGAUGACGAAGAGCCGAGGCGCAAAGCUUCGGAACCCCAGGCUGAGGACUUGUUAACGGGCGAUGGGAACCAGCGAGGCUUAGGAUCUCGGAAUGACGAGGCAUCCAAGGCAUCCAGGUUGCCCCCGACUCUACCGACUUUGGAUUGUGGUGAGGGCUUCAAGCUACGCAGUGAGAAUUCUUCAGGGGGCGAUGGGGACGCGGCACGGGCAGAAGGGCAAGCACGUAACAGACUUGGCCUUGACCCCCCAGACAUACCCAGGAAGAGCUCCAAGCGGCACUCUGGAGCCGACUUCGAUACACCAGAGACCGCCGCAACAAUGUCUGGCCAGAUACACCGCCUACCUUUCGACCGAAGCCAUUCCCAAAAACGCCUGUCGUCCAAAUCAUCAAUGGAGAUACUGGACGACUUCAGCCAAGUGGACUUGGGCGGUCGCCUGUCCGAGGAGCGACCGACGAGCUUUGGCUACGUUCCGCACCACAGUAUCAGUCGUGUGGACCCGGGACAAAAUGGUCAGAUCGACCUGCUCGGCGCCAUGGCGGAGGUUGUUGAUGAGAGGGGAUUGUCGACGCGAACUUCACGCGAGACCAGGACCUCAUGA